AUGGCUAGGAAGCUACUGUUUAAGGCGUUACAACGUAGCAUAUUACAUAAUAACAACUUUAAUGCAUCAAGAAGACACCUUUCUGUGGCAAGAAGUUCUGCCACUUCUGGUAAUGGAUAUAUAGCCCAAGUCAUUGGUGCCAUUGUGGAUGUCAAAUUUGAUGGUUCUCCGCCUCCGAUUCUAAAUGCACUGACGAUAGAUACCAAGGAAGGCAAAUUGUCGUUAGAAGUUGCCCAACAUUUAGGCGAUGGAAUAGCAAGGACUAUUUCUAUGGGCCCAACUGAAGGACUUAUGCGGGGUCAGCCCGUUAUUGAUACUGGAGCGCCUAUAUUAGUCCCAGUAGGGGAUUGUACCCUAGGCAGAAUCAUGAAUGUUACAGGAGAGCCAUUGGACAUGUGUGGGCCAAUGAAUGAAAAGAAGAGGUUAUCUAUACACAGGCCAGCUCCACAAUUUGCCCAGCAAAUGACAGAUGAAGCUCUUCUUAUUACUGGGAUAAAAGUGGUAGAUUUGCUAGCUCCCUAUGCCAAGGGAGGGAAGAUCGGACUUUUUGGUGGUGCUGGUGUCGGCAAGACGGUUUUGAUCAUGGAACUGAUUAAUAAUGUGGCCAAAAAGCAUGGCGGUUACUCUGUUUUUGCAGGUGUAGGUGAAAGGACGAGGGAGGGUAAUGAAUUGUACCAUGAAAUGAUGGAGACAGGUGUUAUAAAGAAAAAGGCACUAGGUGGUGGGAAGUUUGAUUUCAGUGGAUCUAAAGCAGCGCUGGUCUAUGGACAAAUGAACGAGCCACCUGGGGCCCGUGCUAGAGUGGCACUAACUGGAUUAACAGUCGCAGAAUAUUUCCGUGACGAACAAGGACAAGACGUGUUGUUGUUUAUUGAUAAUAUUUACCGAUUUACUCAGGCAGGGUCUGAGGUUUCAGCCUUGCUAGGCCGUAUACCUUCAGCUGUGGGAUACCAGCCUACAUUGGCAACAGAUCUUGGCUGUUUACAAGAACGAAUUACUACGACCAAAUCUGGUUCAAUCACCAGUGUACAAGCUGUGUAUGUGCCAGCAGAUGAUAUUACUGAUCCAGCGCCUGCCACAACUUUUACUCACUUGGACGCUACUACUGUACUUAGCAGGCCAAUUGCUGAACUCGGUAUUUAUCCAGCGGUAGACCCGUUGGAUUCAACAAGCCGUAUGCUAAGCGCGAACAUUGUGGGAAAUGAACACUAUAGUGUAGCCCGUUCCGUGCAGAAGAUACUGCAAGAUUACAAAUCGCUUCAGGACAUUAUUGCCAUUUUGGGUAUGGAUGAACUGUCGGAACAAGACAAAAAUAUAGUAGCCCGAGCAAGGAAGAUGCAAAGGUUCUUAUCACAGCCAUUCCAAGUGGCGGAAGUUUUUACUGGUAAACCGGGAAGAUUUGUGGAAUUGGAAGAUACAAUUGCCGGGGCACGAGAUAUAAUUGCGGGUAAUUGUGAUGAGUUUCCCGAGAUGGCAUUUUAUAUGGUAGGAGGCAUUGAGGAGGUGAAGCAGAAGGCGAUGGACAUGGCUGCUGAAACAUUGUAG
Molecule: messenger RNA, 1545 nt
Organism: Babesia microti strain RI
Lineage: Eukaryota; Apicomplexa; Aconoidasida; Piroplasmida; Babesiidae
Product: F-type H+-transporting ATPase subunit beta
Exons: 1
Coding region: 1-1545 (514 amino acids)
Biological process (GO): proton motive force-driven mitochondrial ATP synthesis; proton transmembrane transport
Molecular function (GO): proton-transporting ATP synthase activity, rotational mechanism; ATP hydrolysis activity; ATP binding
Source: RefSeq, a predicted model, not a curated record